This is a messenger RNA of Exophiala dermatitidis NIH/UT8656, 936 nucleotides long. RefSeq names its product 30S ribosomal protein S9. The coding region runs from base 1 to 936 and encodes 311 amino acids. Lineage: Eukaryota; Fungi; Ascomycota; Eurotiomycetes; Chaetothyriales; Herpotrichiellaceae. Gene Ontology annotation, cellular component: mitochondrial small ribosomal subunit; ribosome. Gene Ontology annotation, molecular function: RNA binding; structural constituent of ribosome. The record is from RefSeq and is a predicted model, not a curated record. The transcript has 2 exons. Gene Ontology annotation, biological process: translation.
AUGUCGGGCUCCGCCGUCCGGGCCUUCCCUUCUGCAAUCUCCUGGACAUGCCGCCAAUGUCGUCUACACGGCGUUCAGGCUAAAGCUCGUCAACCGAAGCUUUUAUCAGUCCCGCAACGGCACAACUUCUCUACGACGAGACCGACCUUCCAAGAUACGCAAAUCCAGGCAGCGCCGGAAAUAGACCUUGAUGACCCGAAUGCGAUACCCGCCCGCAUCCUCCCGGCAUCGCCUUCCUAUUUUACUGCGUCUCCCGUCUUCAACGACCAUGUUCUCCUGCUGCAAUCCCUCGUCAAGAAACACGGGGCACUACCUACGGCUCCGCCGAACCAGACACCGCGAGCGGCGUGGUUGAAGCUCAAUCAAUAUCGAAGUUCCACCGGCGAAAAAGUUCCUGCUUCAAAAUACUCAAAGGUCUUGGAGCUUCUCACGCGACUGAACAAGAUCCAUCCGCGGGUUCGCCCGAAGGAGGUGAAGCAGGUCUUGGAUCGAUUUCGACGUCCUGGUUCGGAAGAAGUUCAGAAAGCGAAGCCUGGAAAGAUUGACGAAUAUGGACGUGCUAUUGGCAUUGGACGGAGAAAGGAGUCGACGGCAAAAGUAUUUCUGGUUGAGGGUACGGGUGAAGUUCUGGUCAAUGGGCGCAGCAUUGUGCAAGUGUUCCCUCGCGUGCACGACCGGGAGAGCGCACUCUGGGCGCUGAAAACCACCGAGAGAAUGGACAAGUACAAUGUCUUCGCGCUGGUGUCAGGAGGUGGAGUUACGGGUCAAGCAGAGUCAGUGACUCUGGCAUUGGCCAAGGCAUUACUGGUACACGAACCAGCGCUCAAGCCGGCCCUGAGACGAGCCGGCUGUGUUACGACGGAUAUGAGACGUGUCGAACGGAAGAAACCAGGCCGGUUGAAGGCUCGCAAGAGGCCAACUUGGGUCAAACGUUAA